AUGACGUCCAUAGUAUCCGAUAACAAGCCCGAGUUCAAGCCCCCGGCCGGCUUCAACGAGAUGUCGGACCAGGAGAAGAAGCAGACGUACAUGGAGUGGGCCAAGGAGAAGUACGCUGAGCAGUACGAGAACUGGGUGCCAUGGAUCGAGGACACCUUCCUCAAGUGGUUCACCAAGGACAACAAGGCCAGCUACGCGACCAAGGAUACUCUUGACAAGACCAAGGUGACGGGCAUCCAACAGGUCGACACCCUGCAGGACGGCGUGCACAACCUGGCUGCGGGCCAGGUGGGCCAGGGCGGCCUGCUGCAACCCCUCGGCGACAUGGUGUCCAAGGAGGGCAUCAACCGGUCCGAGCGACAGGGCAAGGACGACAAGGGCGGCUACCUGCCGACGAACUUGCCCUCGAUUCCCGGCCUCGGCGGCUUGGGCGGAAAGUAA
Molecule: messenger RNA, 441 nt
Organism: Neoarthrinium moseri
Lineage: Eukaryota; Fungi; Ascomycota; Sordariomycetes; Amphisphaeriales; Apiosporaceae
Exons: 2
Coding region: 1-441 (146 amino acids)
Source: RefSeq, a predicted model, not a curated record